Erythranthe guttata (spotted monkey flower) is the source of this 888-nucleotide messenger RNA. RefSeq names its product protein MAINTENANCE OF MERISTEMS-like. Gene Ontology annotation, biological process: meristem maintenance; meristem development. The record is from RefSeq and is a predicted model, not a curated record. Lineage: Eukaryota; Viridiplantae; Streptophyta; Magnoliopsida; Lamiales; Phrymaceae.
UUGUAUAGAUGAUUUUUGUAGAACAUAUAUUCUUUUUGUUUGUAACUGUGUAUUAUUUCCUCAAGGAAACUAUUCGACCCCGUCGUUUAUUUUUCCGUAUUUAGAGGAUUUGUCGGAUUUAGGUUCUUAUGCCUGGGGAAAAGCGGUGUCCGAUUACUUGAUCGGUGAAAUGAGGGCAAAUGCAACUGGAAAGAAGACGUACGUCAAUGGUUGCACAAUCGGAUUAUUAGCUUGGUUAUAUGAAAGGGUCCCCUCUAUCGGGUCCCCGACAAGCUUGAGCCGAUUCCCUCGAUUUUUCCGGUGGGACAGCAGCAAGACAGGCCGAGAAGAGUCGAAGUUUCAAAAAGCACUAAGUGAACUUACAGCUGAAAAGGUUGUUUUGUUUAUUCCAAAAUCCGAAGAGAGCAAGUUGAUCAAUCUUCCAGCCACUUGUUUGGAUGAUUGCACUAAUAGUGGAUUUAACGGAGCAGAAGUUCUUCUCGAAGCGAGAGAUGUUGAAAUAAUAAUUUUGAAAAAGAAAAUUGAGGAGCUAGAAGCUAUUCUUCAAGCUAGAGAUCAAGAAAUAAUAAUUUUGAAGAAGAAAAUUGAGGAGCUAGAAGCUAUUCUUCAAGCUAGAGAUUAAGAACUUGGUGGUGCGAAUAAAUCUUGCAAGUAAAAUUAGUGCAGAUUGAGAGAAUAUUUGGUUAAUUGCAUUUUGUAUUUGAAACUGGGGGAAAUUAGUACUCUGCAAUUUUGUUCUUAGUACUUUGUGCUCUAUCAUGUUUUAUUAGUGCAGAUUGAGAGAAUGUUUAGUUAAUUGCAUUUUGUUUACUAAUUUUAGGUUGUAUGGUUGAGAUGCAUGUAUGGUUAUUUGUUUUGUAGUGAUUUAGUUUAUUGUUGUAUGAACUU